Mytilinidion resinicola is the source of this 1190-nucleotide messenger RNA. Its product is annotated as TauD-domain-containing protein. The transcript has 3 exons. The annotation marks the transcript as partial. The record is from RefSeq and is a predicted model, not a curated record. Gene Ontology annotation, molecular function: 2-oxoglutarate-dependent dioxygenase activity. Gene Ontology annotation, cellular component: cytoplasm. NCBI's taxonomy places the organism in Eukaryota, Fungi, Ascomycota, Dothideomycetes, Mytilinidiales, Mytilinidiaceae.
AAAUGGCCCCCAUCGCCAUUCCCAGCAUCCCCUCAAUCAAAGAGGCCGACACCGUCCAACCAAAGAAAGACAACCUCGGCCUCCCCGAAGCUGCGCGUGCUCGUCUCGAGAAGGCGGGCAUCGACCUCUCAAAUGGAUACCCCUACCGCCCGGCCAAACCGCUAUACAUCGACGAUGUCUACAAGAUCCGUGACUACGACCGCCCCUUCACGGACCCUGGUUCUCGCGCUGACCCAGAGAAGAAGGCUCUCUUCUCUGCUGCUAAGGAAGUGAAGGACCUCACCGUCCACAUCGGCACUGAGAUCGUGGGACUGCAACUCAAAGACCUCACGGACCAGCAGAAAGAUGAGUUAGGACUUCUGAUUGCGGAGCGGAGUGUUGUUUUCUUCCGUGACCAGGACCUCUCGCCGCAGGACCAGAAGAAGCUGGGCGAGUAUUAUGGGGAGAUUGAAGUGCAUCCGCAGGUCCCUACGGUUCCAGGACUUCCAGGUGUCACGGUGCUCUGGCCAGCACUCCAGGCGCAGGAGUUCCCGGCGAGCUAUAGGAACCCGGGAGGCGCGAGUCGAUGGCACACGGAUCUUGUGCAUGAGAGGCAGCCCGCAGGUGUGACACAUCUGCAUAAUGAUACGAUCCCGAGCCUUGGAGGGGAUACGCUGUGGGCGUCCGGUUACUCCGCUUAUGACAAGCUCUCGCCCGAGUUCCGAAAGAUCAUCGAUGGCAGGGAGGCAGUGUAUCGCAGUGCGCAUCCGUAUCUCGACCGCAACGAUCCCACAGCAGGCCCGAAGUUCAUUGAGCGAACUCAUCCCCUUGUUCGUGUGCACCCUGCCACCGGCUGGAAAGCGCUCUGGGUCAACCGCAUCAUGACGGUGAGAAUCGUCGGCCUCGACAAGGCUGAGAGCGAUCUCAUCUUGGGCUAUUUGUAUGAUGUCUACGAACAGAAUGUGGACAUUCAGGUGCGAUUCAAGUGGACUCCGAGGACGUCCGCGCUCUGGGACAAUAGGAUCACCAUACAUAAUGCCAGCUGGGACUACGAAGGAAAGGAGCCGAGACAUGGAACGAGAGUUACUUCGCUCGCGGAGAAGCCGUAUUACGAUGCAAAGGCGAAGAGCAGACGGCAGGCUUUGGGAUUGGCUGGGCCGGAGGAAUGAGAAGCUUCUGUUCUAAAUAGCCAAAUAUCGAGUGAUUCAAUC